Amphibalanus amphitrite is the source of this 837-nucleotide messenger RNA. Its product is annotated as cuticle protein 7-like. Lineage: Eukaryota; Metazoa; Arthropoda; Thecostraca; Balanomorpha; Balanidae. The record is from RefSeq and is a predicted model, not a curated record. Bases 59 to 520 code for a protein of 153 amino acids. Gene Ontology annotation, cellular component: extracellular matrix. The transcript has 2 exons.
UAAAGGCAGGCGGGUCCGCCGUUCACAGUAUCAGUCGCCAAAGACCGAAUCUGCAAACAUGAAGUUCUUCGUCGUUGCUGCCCUGGUGGCCGUGGCUGCCGCCGCCCCCUCCACCCCCUACAGCCCCCGGCCGGCCUACCACCCGGCCCCGGCCUACCACCAGCCGUCCUACAAGGAGCCCGCUCAGCCGUACCAGUUCGACUACGCCGUCAACGACCACUACUCGGGCGCCGUCUUCUCGCAAAACGAGAACAGCGACGCCAAGAACGUCAACGGCUACUACUCGGUCAACCUGCCCGACGGCCGUGUGCAGACGGUCAAGUACGUGGCUGACCAGCAGGGCUACGGAGGCUACAACGCCGAGGUGACCUACGAGGGCGAGGCCCGCUACGACGAGUACAAGCCCAGCUACAAGCCAAGCUACAAGCCCGCUUCGUACGCCGCUCCGUCCCACCAGCCCGCCUACAAGCCCGCCUACAAGCCCGCCUACCAGCCCGCCUACAAGCCCACCUACAACUAAAUGUUGCUAUCUGUAAUUGAUACUGAUAUUUAUUCAGUGUGUUGCAUUCUAUUAAGAUCUGGGGCCGUAUUCACGUCGAUCAUUUUCGUAAGAAUUUUCUUAAGUUUGACCUACUUCUUAAGUAAAUUUUUUUAAUCACGUGAACUCCGUUGAUAAAAACUUAAGAAGUGUCGACGUGAAUACCAAAUUAUACUUACGAAAGAAAAUCGACUUACGAAGUCGACGUGAAUACGGCCCCGGUUCCUUUUGUAUUUGCCGUUUAACGGUGCAAUAUCAUGUCAAUUGUCAUACAUGAAUACAUCGAACCUUCAUACAUA